Molecule: messenger RNA, 919 nt
Organism: Chaetomium fimeti
Lineage: Eukaryota; Fungi; Ascomycota; Sordariomycetes; Sordariales; Chaetomiaceae
Product: SGNH hydrolase-type esterase domain-containing protein
Exons: 2
Coding region: 136-819 (227 amino acids)
Molecular function (GO): phosphatidylcholine lysophospholipase A1 activity
Source: RefSeq, a predicted model, not a curated record
UUUAACAGGAGAGCGAAGAGUUUGGCCGGGUAAAACACCAGCAUAAUUACCCCAACAUGUUGCCGGGGGAAAUCUCGCAAUCUGGCUACAAGCUUGACUUCCAUAGCACUCAACCACGGUUUUCGAUAGUUCAGAAUGGCCCGCCUCCAUGUUCUCACUCUGACAGUUUCCGCACUCCUUGUUCUAGCACAGGCAGCGCAGAUACGGUGGAUGCCCCUCGGCGACUCCAUCACCGAUUAUGGCUGUUGGAGAGCCUGGAUCUGGGAGCGGUUCCAGAAGGACGGCCACGAUGUCAACAUUGUCGGCAGCCAGGUGGCAGGCGAGGACUGCAACGGCCUUGCCUUCGACCGCGACCAGGAGGGACACCCAGGAUUCCAGGCCACCGACAUCGCGGCCAAAGGCCAGCUCGUGGAUUGGUUGAAGCAGAACCCGGCUGCCAUCGUCACCAUGCAUCUCGGCACCGUUGAUAUUCUCCGGGGGAUGCUGAGUGGACUGGAAGUGCUCACGGCACUGGGAAAGCUGGUUGACCAGAUGCGAGACAGCAACCCAGCCAUGAGGAUUAUUGUAGCGCAGUUGAUCCCGUUGCCGGCCAUGGAUAGUGAGGUGCGGGAGUUCAACGCAGCGAUUCCGGGGUAUUUUGCGGACAAAAACUCGACGGCCUCUCCCAUAUGGGUGGUGGACCAGUGGACCAACUUUACCAGCGCUGACUUGUACGAUGGCAUCCACCCGAGUGCGUCUGGGGACGUCAAGAUCGCCGACAGGUUCUACCCAGCCUUAGUCGGGGCGAUUCAGAGUAUUCAGGGAGAACUGAGGGCGUAAGGGACGUCUCCAUUUGCUCAUAUAUCAACCGGUCAUUUCCACUGAGUCUUGUCAAAUGUAGCAAGUCCUCAACUUCAACGCAGUCAUUAGGAUAUUAGGG